UCUGCAAUGAACUGUGGAUUAUUUUAAUAGAUAAUCAUUAGUAAAUUAAAUAUUUUGUCUAAGACUAGGCUAAAUCUGUGCUGUGGCCGAGCAUUGCUGAUGCAAUACGUUAAAUUAUGAACAGGUUUAGUAGGCGUCUUAGAGCAGUCACAAAGAUGGGCUGGAUUCUAGCUCUUCAGGAAUUCAACAGUGUGUUCUUAGCAAACAGUGAUGCUUGGAGUGCUCACUGGCAGGUUGGCUUGAUAUGUUUACAAGAAUCAUUACGAAACUAAGACAUUUUAAUAUUUUAUAUUUUAUAUUGCUCAGGCUUGCUCUGGGCUCUAUAACUAUUAUUACCUGCUGCAUAUUACAUUAACUAGUCUAGAAGUAUUGAUAGGUUCUUUGUUUUUAAACAUUUAUCAUGUUGAUUUAACACUGUGCUCUUGUCUGUUUUCAUACUGGUUUGUUCUAGCCCCUUGGUAUAGAGAAGUGACUAUUUUUUCUCUCUUGUCCACAGAGCCUUGCUUUUGCACAGCUGAUAAAAGCUAUGACCUUGAUGUAGGUGGCUUAAGUACAAGAAGGAGAAACUCAUGCACUUUAGCAACUUUCCAAAAGUUUCUGUGAGCGGCUCCAGCAGCUGAUGACCAAAGAGCUUCAUCCUGAGCCAACGCUAGCAGGACUGAUCCAGCCCGCUCCUCCUCUCUUAGCAUCCCCACUAUGUUCCAGAGGUUUACCAGCAUCCUGUUCGGAGAUGCCCUGGAGGAGGCCAGCCAGUGUCUUGCAGAUGUGGGCUUUAACAAGAACGAAGACGAUGAAGACUGGAUCCUCGUUGACUAUCUUGCUAAAGCUUGUACCAGUGCCUGUGAGGAUGAGCUGAUAGAGGUGUGCUCUGAGAAUGGCGAUGCUCCUGACUGCCCUCUGCGAUACCCGUCUUGCUCCUCUCUGGACUCCGUGGCAGACAUGGAUCCUGAGGAUGGGGAAUUUUUGCGCUUGGAUGCAGCAUGCAGUCUGGAGGAGAGCUGGUUCAUCACACCUCCGCCAUGCUUCACUGCUAGCGGAAGAGCUCCGGUGUUGCUGGAGACCAGUCCUCUGGAGAACCUGCUCAUCGAGCAUCCCAGCAUGUCUGUCUAUGCUGUGCAUAGCUCACACCGACGCCAACUAAAGGAAAGCUCCUGUGAACCCAACAUUCUCAGGACUGAAGCUCAGCGUAGAACGACUCAUCCUACUGGCUGCUAUGCAGCCGCUCUUGCUGCCACCCAUGCCAGCUUCCUGGAGCAGGCUAAAAAUGGCCGCCUGGCUCAAAAGAUCCGGGACAACGUGCAGCGGCAACAACUCUCCCGUAACGCGCUUCGUCGCCUGAACCAGCUCCGUGACGUGGGAGCCAGGCAGGGCAAAGCCACAUCAGGCCAUGUCCACCAGCCAGGACAGAGGCAGUACAACUACUGAGACCAUUGCCACUGUGCUCCUGUAGAUCAUACUCUCUCUCUCUCCUUCCCGGCUUUGUGCUGGGACCUAGACGUUUCACAUAGACACAGUGGGAUCUUUUUAGAAUCAAUAGCAUAGGUCACUUUACUCUAGUGCAGGUACAGGUCUGCUUGAGCAUAUGUCCAAAAUAGGCUCUGUUUAGCUUCAGUUGUGUUAACAUAUUGUAAUUGGAUUAGACAUUCUGCAGUGAUUCAUUAAGUUUAUGUGCACUUCACAGAACCUGACAUGGAGUCAAUCAUAAGUUUUUUUUUUUUAUCCUUUUUGCAUGUUGUAUUUUGUUAAACAGGCAUGCUUCAGUCCUGCCAUGAGUUUAUAUAAUAUGGUAUUAUAAUAAGUAAAGCCAUAUUUUUUAUUAUCUUACUUACCGGUACUAAUAAUCAGAAGCCCCUCUGGAAGAGUGUAAAUCCACACAAUGGUCGAUUGUGCUUUUUCUCUCCUCCAGAAGUCAUUCUGCUACAUUAUGUUAGCUAUGUUGUCACUCAUUAACAUUAAAAGUAGUCAAUUUCAAAAUAUGUUAAAUAUAUUUAAAAACCUAAAAAACCUUCCUAAAUAUUUUUAAAAGAAAAAAAAAGUCUAUUAUUAAUGAUAUAUCAGUAUGAAGUUGUAAUCUGCAGUGUAAUGUAUGUAUGUAGCAUUGUUUUACUUUUGAGUGUGACUUUUUAUAGUGUGAAAAGACUUUAUAGUGUGAGUCCUGAAAGAUGAAAAGAAAAAAAGAAGUGUUUCAAUGUCAUUUUUGUUGUUGGUUUGCUUUGAAUCUGCCAUACACGUCUCAGGGUCAAAAAGCAGUUCACCUGUACUCUUUACUAAAAUGCAAAUUACUUGACAAAUGUUAAAUAUCUUUGUACAUACUGAAAGAACCUCUAAAUUUGUCCUUGUGUACAUUGCCUUGUGGAAUUAUUUGUACUUAAUGAACAUUUUUAACAAAACUGAAUGAACGGUAAUGAUUUGCUCAUCCUGAAACUGUGGGGGGAAAAGUCUCAGAACUGACUGUUAAACCUGCAAAUGUGGAGUCAACUGUUAAGUCUAUUUUUUAAUGAAACAUUUUUCUUUGUGUUUAAUAACUGCCUUUCUGACUGUAAAAAGCUUUUGAUGCUUUUAGGUUGUAUGCCUUAUCAUUAAGAAAAAUGUACUGGCUGAAGUGAAUAUUUAAACCAAAUGUAGCAAGUUUAGUGUCUUAUAGACAUUUAAUUCAUGUGUUGUUAUUGUUCUGUGUUCAAUGAUACGCCUGCAGUGGCAAAUCUGGUGUUUUCUCAUAAUGGACUGGAAUGAUGAAUAUGUCAUGCAGGCUUGACUUAAGAAAAACACUCAAACUAUGUUCUCUGAAUGCAUGAAUAGAUUGUGUUUUAUUUACCCACCCCUCUCUUUUCUCUCUUAGUGAGCACAACAUGCAAUGCAUUUUUAGCUCCCAAACGGACUGGGAGUAAUGCUACUAUUUUACAUUUUUCAUAAAUAUGUUUAGAUUUUGUUUUAGACGAGCAGCUUUUUUGGUUUUGUGUAACCCAACUUUUAAUAUUAACAACAGGGAUUUUUAAUUUGCCUUGAAUUCUGUUAAGAAUCGUGUGCCUUCCAGGAUAACAGUGUGACAUCGGUGAAGAACUUGAAAUGUGUCCAAAGGGACUUCAAAUCACUAUGCACAGGGGAAGAAAUAAGUCUCUGUGAGCCACUCGGUUAGCAAAUAAUCACUCUGUUUCUGUGUUUGUGCUGCAUUGUAUUGAUGUUGCAGCAUUGAUCAGACUAUAAAUAUCAGACUAUGCUUUGAUUCAUUUUAGUUUACUGGAAUAACACAGCACUUUGCCAAAAGGGUAGAUUUUAAUACCAUAUCUCUAUAUUUCCUGUUUUACAUUUUGGACUCAUAUUGUACACCAACUUCUUGUAACUAUUUAAAAUCGCUGUUAAAAUUUCAGUUUCUUAUGUGUUUAAAACAUCCACUUGUUAGUAUGAUUUAUGUUCAUUAUCCGUCAAUAAAUGUUAUUUUUAAAAUGGAA
Messenger RNA from Trichomycterus rosablanca, 3449 nucleotides. RefSeq names its product tumor protein p53 inducible nuclear protein 1 (gene tp53inp1). Gene Ontology annotation, cellular component: nucleus; autophagosome. The transcript is spliced from 3 exons. Gene Ontology annotation, biological process: positive regulation of DNA-templated transcription; autophagosome assembly. Bases 697 to 1425 code for a protein of 242 amino acids. The record is from RefSeq and is a predicted model, not a curated record. Lineage: Eukaryota; Metazoa; Chordata; Actinopteri; Siluriformes; Trichomycteridae.